This is a messenger RNA of Rhagoletis zephyria (snowberry fruit fly), 954 nucleotides long. RefSeq lists its product as uncharacterized. Lineage: Eukaryota; Metazoa; Arthropoda; Insecta; Diptera; Tephritidae. The record is from RefSeq and is a predicted model, not a curated record.
AUGAAGCUUGUGUUGGUCAGCACUCUACUGCUGAUCGGUGGAGUCUUAGCACUACAAGACUCCGUUGAAGUUUCUACGCCAAAGCCAGAAAUCAGUGGGCAGUCCAUUGGGGAAACCGAACAAAAGCCGAUUGGUCUAGGAAACAUACAACGCAAUCCGUUUGGCAGUGUGUAUCCAAAUCCUACAUUACCACUAUUUCCUUUAACACCGCAGUUUAACCCCGGUGCCUGUUUGGCACCUAUCGGUCUAGGCUUGAGCAAUCUCUUCAAUCAGGCCAAGGCGUUGUUGCCACUCGAACGCAUAGAAAACAUUGUCCGUGCCGCCGCUCAAGAUCCCGAAGUGCAAGCUUUCUACAAGCUGGUCCAGACGCCCGAAUAUCGUCAGCGCAUCGCAAAUUUUAGUCGCUCGCGCGAGUAUAAAGUCUUUCGUGGUAUGGUCUGCUACAAAAUGAAUUUCGAUCUGCGUUUGUAUAUUGAUCUUAAAAGAAAUUUAUUGCCGUUGUCGGCUUUGAAGGAGCCUCCGAGAAUUGACACUGAGCAGCUGCCUCAAGGUCGACCGGGUCUGCGCGGUUUACUGGAGGACAUACGCGACGCAUUGCCGCGUCAGCGAUUGCGCGAUUUAUUCGAGCGUUUAUUGGCGACCGAUUGGUAUUUGACACGCGCUGUGCAAGUAAUACAAGGCUACGAAUUUAAGAUAGUCUCGGCGUUGGUGAAGCGCAAUCCGGAUUAUCAGUAUUUGAGGCGUGCCGAGCUGGAGGUGGGCUGGCCGCAGGAGGAGUGGCAGAACUUGAUUCACAUUGCGUUGGGUUGGCGUGAAGAUUUGCUUUGAGGGGAACGGAAGCGUGCGCAGAAAGUUCUUUCGAAAUGUGUUAAGAAGAUAGAGGUUGAAAAGCUGGAUAGCUUUCCUUUAUGAAAAAAAGAAAAUGUAUAGCCUUAGGGUUUUAUAUAAGCAGUA